Camellia sinensis is the source of this 3801-nucleotide messenger RNA. Lineage: Eukaryota; Viridiplantae; Streptophyta; Magnoliopsida; Ericales; Theaceae. The record is from RefSeq and is a predicted model, not a curated record.
AUGCGGUACUUUAAUGUCAUGAUUCUUGGUCCAACACAGUUUCCUUAUGAAGGAGGGAUUUUCAAGCUGGAAUUGUUUUUGCCUGAAGAAUACCUAAUGGCUGCCCCCAAGAGAAAUUCUCAGAGAAAUUUGGUGGACGAAUCUGCAAACAUCAAUAUCAGUUCCAGAGAAAUUCAAAAUUUCUCUGAAGAUAAAUUCGGAAAAAACAUAUGGCCUUCCAUUGAUAAUAACCACACAAGCUCGAUGAAGCUCGGCUUAUUGAUAGCAAUGAGGCCUGUUUGUUUCUUCAUCCUUCUGGAUGCUACUCAUGUAAAAAUAGCUAAGAAAUUUUAUGGCCAUGACAUCCAAUACCGAUACUCUACGAUCAAUACCGUUACAUUACACGAUACUGGAAUUCAGAACCAUGAUUGGGAUUGCUUGGUGGCCCCAGUACUGUUCCAAGCAUUAUCAACAAUUCCACACUUGUCACAUAUUUCGUAUAUCGGAGCGGAUGGUUUGCUCUUCUCAUACUACACCAAUGGCUAUCAAACAUUAGCAGUGUAUGCUAAUUCUUCAUUGUUUGUCAAUGUGAGUGCCCCAAUAGCCAUAAAACAGUACACUCAGCCGGUGAAUUGCAGCACUGGAAAGCUAUAUGGAGAAGCUGUUCCUGUUAGGUCACAUCCUUCAUUUACAUUUAAUGGAAGCUGGUUGCAAAAGGCCUUGGUUAGUACAAAUGGGCAUGUUUCAUUAGGAACUGGGUGGGAAAACGAUCAAGAUCUUCAGUUUUUCAAUACAGCUGCUAUGGAUGAUAGAAGAGGAGCUCUCUCUCUAGGGUUUCCAGUGAAACCAUUGGCUGGCUUUUUCUCUGGGAUAGACUUUCAUGGUGGGAACUUGUAUUUUGCUACAAAAGAUGGGACAUCAUUAAUUGAGCAAGAACUGAGGUCGAAUUCCCACAAUGUCAGCCAUGAAGUGCUAUCAGAAAUCGAAAAAACUGCAUACUUGUUAUCUCCAGUGAAUUCAUCGGCAACAAAUUUAGCAAGAAUUUUGAGUUCAUCAUUGGAUGGAGUGAACCUUUCAUUCUCUACCAUUGAAACUGAUGUGGCCCCAGUACUGUUCCAAGCAUUAUUAACAAUUCCACACUUGUCACAUAUUACGUAUAUCGGAGCGGAUGGUUUGCUCUUCUCAUACUACACCAAUGGCUAUCAAACGUUAGCAGUGUAUGCUAAUUCUUCAUUGUUGGUCAAUGUGAGUGCCCCAAUAGCCAUAAAACAGUACACUCAGCCGGUGAAUUGCAGCACUGGAAAGCUAUAUGGGGAAGCUGUUCCUGUUAGGUCACAUCCUUCAUUUACAUUUAAUGGAAGCUGGUUGCAAAAGGCCUUGGUUAGUACCAAUGGGCAUGUUUCAUUAGGAACUGGGUGGGAAAACGAUCAAGAUCUUCUGUUUUUCAAUACAGCUGCUAUGGAUGAUAGAAGAGGAGCUCUCUCUCUAGGGUUUCCAGUGAAACCAUUGACUAGCUUUUUCUCUGGGAUAGACUUUCAUGGUGGGAACUUGUAUUUUGCUACAAAAGAUGGGACAGUACUGGCUAGUCAAGGGAUUCCUAAUACUCGUGUUGUUCUUGUUGGGGAUUCGGUUUCAUUUGAAUCGUUGAAUCCGAAUGGAACUCAAAUAGGUCUUGUUGUUAAUGUUUCAUGCAAAACUGAUGAUGAUGACCAUGGCACAUUGAGAGCAUCCAUGUUGAGCAUUUGGGAAACCAAGUAUAAGGUUUACUGUUCACCACUUGACAUCGUUGGAGUGAAAUCGUGGUGGUUGGUUUUUGUGUUCUUACUUCUGAGAGGAGCAAGAAGAGAGAUGUACUUAUGUGCAACACUUAUAAAACAAAUGGAAGCAACUCAACGAGCAGAAAGGAAGAGUUUGAAAAAGAUCUUAGCAUUUGCAAGUGCAAGCCAUGAUGUCCGUGCUUUGCUCGCAGGCAUUACCGGUUUGAUAGAUAUGUGCCAUGAUGAAGUUACGCCUGAAUCAUACUUGGAGAAAAAUUUGAUGCAAAUGGAGGAUUGUACAAAAGAUCUUUUGGGUAUUUUGAAUUCAAUUCUUGAUACAAGUAAAAUUGAAGCUGGAAAAAUGCAACUUGAAGAAAAAGAAAUUGACUUGGCUCAACUGCUGGAAGAUGUAGUUGAUCUGUAUCAUCCUCUUGGCACGAAAAAAGGUGUAGAUGUGGUUUUGGAUCCUUGUGAUAGCUCUGUCACCAAAUUUUCAAAGGUUAAAUGUGAUCAGACCAAACUCAAACAGAUAUUCUGCAACUUACUGAGCAAUGCUGUCAAAUUUACAUCUGAGGGACAUGUGGUGGACGAUACAGGACCAGGAAUUCCAAAAGAGAAGCAUAAUUCUGUUUUUGAAAACUAUGUUCAAGUCAAAGGGACAGGUCUUGCACCAGAAGGCACUGGCUUGGGGCUUGGUAUUGUUCAAUCUCUGGUCCGUCUAAUGGGUGGUGAAAUCAGUAUUGCAGACAAGGAAAUUGGCGAAAAGGGGACCUGCUUCAGGUUUAAUAUUUUCGUUACUAUGUAUGAGACGACAGAUUCAAGCGCUAAUGCAAGAGAAGAUGAUGUUGAGUCACAGGGCGGUUACAUAUCUUGUGAUUCAUCUGAACAUUCGAGGCCACUGAGCACCCGCACCACCAGCCCUAAACCGGAGGGAUCACAUGUUGUACUCUUUAUUGAAAGUGAAACGCGACAGAGGAUUUCACAGAAAGUCAUGGAAAGACUAGGGAUAAAAGUGUCUGCUGUGAGAGAUUGUGAGCAACUUUCACAUACCCUAAAGAAGCUAAAACAGAAGCUAAACCUCUCACACUACAGUUCUUUGGGUAGAUCAGAUUUGAGUUUGGGCAGUCUCAGCAGACCCAUGUCGCGUGAUUCCAGUACCAGAGCCAAGGAAGUCCUAUUAAGUGCAUUAGAUGGGACAAACAACAUACCAAAUUUUCAGAAAAGGACUAAUCUGAAAGGUGCGUUAAAUUUCAUACUAAUUGUGAUCGAUACAAGGGCCAGUCCAUUUCAAGAACUAAGCAGGGCAGUGGUAGAGUUCAAAAGAGACCUUCAACAUACUUGUUGUAGAAUUGUUUGGAUCGAUAAACCUGGCGCACAUAGCAUCCAUUCAAAAGGACUCGACUUGGAUAAGCUCCCUCCUACUGAUUUGAUCAUAUCUAAGCCUUUCCAUGGUUCUCGAUUGAAUCAUGUGAUCGGACUUCUACCAGAGUUUGGGGGCACUUUGCCCGAUAUUUCACCCAGAAAAAGGAGACAAGACGAUCUUCAACUUGAAAAAAUUCCUUCAGGAUUGCACUUUUCAACGAAUGAGAAUCAUAUGAUUUCAAAAUCGAAGAGUGGUGAGAGGCCCUCUAGUGGGAAGGAAGUUUUGGGUUCAGGUGACAAGCUCGCAGUCAAACCAGUUGGAGAAAUAAAGGAACAUGGUGGGACAAGCAGUGAGAAGCCUUUGAGUGGGAAGAAAGUAUUGGUUGCAGAGGACAAUGCAGUGUUACUUAAGCUGGCUGCCACUAAUAUUUCAAAGCUUGGUGCAGAUGUUGAAACAUGUAGAAAUGGUGAAGAAGCUUUUGAAAUAGUCUGCAAAGGUCUAAGGGAUCGAAGGAAAGAUGGAGGUUCUGCAUUUCUUCCUUAUGACUAUAUUUUGAUGGACUGUGAGAUGCCGAUAUUGGAUGGGUUCACAGCAACAAGACGAAUACGGGAGGAGGAGAAACAUUAUGGUGUUCGCAUACCCAUCAUAGCACUCACUGCUCAUACAGCUGGGGAGGAAGCAGGUAGUGUUGGAAAAAAAUGA